This is a messenger RNA of Schistocerca serialis cubense, 2005 nucleotides long. RefSeq names its product ras-like GTP-binding protein Rho1. NCBI's taxonomy places the organism in Eukaryota, Metazoa, Arthropoda, Insecta, Orthoptera, Acrididae. The record is from RefSeq and is a predicted model, not a curated record. The transcript is spliced from 6 exons. Gene Ontology annotation, molecular function: GTP binding; GTPase activity. Bases 354 to 1001 code for a protein of 215 amino acids. Gene Ontology annotation, biological process: cell migration; small GTPase-mediated signal transduction.
CAUCGGAGUUAUUAAUUGCCUGAGUUGUCAAAGAAGUAAGUGAAGCUCUACUCGGGACAGUUACGGAGAUAUUUGCAUUCAUGAUAUUCAUUUAAUUGUUUUGUUUGUCACUGAUAGGCGGGGGAUGGUAGUUUAGGAUUUCUCGUUGGACAGUUAAUAGUUUUGUCGUAGACUGAAAGCGUGUUGCGAAAUUCACCACCUUAGGUUCAGUGAGGUGUGGUCUCCAAGUUCAGCCAUCUUUUUAACAAAUAUUCUUCCAAGUGAAUUUACGAAGGAGCUACAUAGAUGUUUUCAGUUGACUGAAAGCUGGAAUUGAGCCCAAAGUUACAAAUCCAUCUCAGUGGCAUUUCCUUAUGGACCGGUUUACCCGGCUUAUUUUUGGAAAUUGUCAAUUUUCGACAACAUCAUCAUCUUCAGAAUUUAUGGCUGCCAUCAGGAAAAAGUUGGUUAUAGUUGGAGAUGGUGCCUGUGGUAAAACUUGCCUUUUAAUAGUGUUCAGUAAGGAUCAAUUCCCAGAAGUGUAUGUGCCAACAGUUUUUGAGAAUUAUGUUGCAGAUAUUGAAGUGGAUGGAAAGCAGGUGGAGCUUGCACUUUGGGACACAGCAGGCCAAGAAGACUAUGAUCGCCUGAGACCACUUUCGUAUCCAGAUACUGAUGUAAUUCUGAUGUGCUUCUCAAUAGAUUCACCAGAUUCAUUAGAAAAUAUUCCAGAAAAAUGGACUCCAGAAGUAAAGCAUUUUUGCCCAAAUGUUCCAAUAAUUCUGGUUGGGAACAAAAAGGAUUUGAGAAAUGAUCCCAAUACAAUAAAAGAGUUAGGCAAAAUGAAGCAAGAACCUGUGAAACCAGAGGAGGGGAGGGCAAUGGCAGAAAAAAUCAGUGCCUUUGCAUAUCUUGAGUGUUCUGCAAAAAGCAAGGAAGGAGUUCGUGAAGUCUUUGAAACUGCUACGCGUGCUGCUUUGCAAGUGAAGAAAAAGAAGAGGGGACGAUGUAGAUUGCUUUAAAACAUCAUAUGUUACUUAUGUACCAGUUAAUUUGUCUGAUAAUCAGUAAGUACCUUGUAUAGCAUGGCAAAAAUAACUAGAAAACUUAUCGUAAAGAACAUUUCAGCUAUCAGUUCCAGGUGUCUUGGUUUGCCAUACAAGACAAUUCAUUAUUGCUUUACAGUUGGAGAAAUACCAUAUACUAAAAAUGAUUUAGUUUUAAAACUUAUGUAUUUGUGUGAUGACUUUACAUUUUUGAGUAUUUAGUUUUUGUAUAGGGUGCCGAUAAGUUGCACAAAAAUUUAAAAUCUCUUAUUUUUUAAGUGAUGUGUGGUCCAUUUGAGUUUUGUGAACAGAAUAGUAAUGGCAGCUGUAACAUACUGGCUGAUAGGCUGAAAAAGUUUACAGCGUACAAAAUUGUCCCUGUGCAACAUUAAUGAACUUGCAUUCAGGUGCCUGAUAAUACCCUGCGAGCAAAGAAAGCGAGCAGUUUUAUGUUGAAUUCUCAUUAGCACUGAUUUAAAAUAGUAUGGAUUAUUCCUCCAUUAUUCAUUUAGAUAUUUUUAAAGUAAUUUUGAGCCCAAUAUUUUCAUACGACAUAUCAUUUCAUUUUUAGAUAUUUAUAUCUGUACUGACAUAAAGAACUGCUAGCAGAAAAAAUGCUGGAUGUUCCAAAUGUUUGAUAUUUAAUUCAUUGAAGUGUAAGACAUGUCUUUAAGUUUCUUUAAUCAAUAGUUGCAAAAAAAAAAGUUUCAAAAUUUUCUUUUAGUGGGAUAUCUAUGUAACAGGUUUCAAAAUUUUGUUUUAAUGGUAUAUCUGUGUAACAUAGUUAAAUAAUUCUUUGUAUUUUGAUUAUACAUAAAUGGAGAUAUAUAUUAUAUAUAUAUGCAUAUAAAUAUGUAAAUGGUAUAUUCAGUCUAACAGCAUUUUUGUGAUCUAACUAAAAUGUUGAUAAAAGUAAGCAUCUGUGUACUGUAUGUGAUUCUGUUCUGAGAUUAGAUGAAAUAAAAUUCAUUCUGUUCCAA